Messenger RNA from Manihot esculenta (cassava), 1944 nucleotides. Its product is annotated as U-box domain-containing protein 26. Gene Ontology annotation, biological process: protein ubiquitination. The transcript has a single exon. Bases 658 to 1827 code for a protein of 389 amino acids. Gene Ontology annotation, molecular function: ubiquitin protein ligase activity. NCBI's taxonomy places the organism in Eukaryota, Viridiplantae, Streptophyta, Magnoliopsida, Malpighiales, Euphorbiaceae. The record is from RefSeq and is a predicted model, not a curated record.
CAAGGCCUCUCUCUCUCUCUCUCUCUCUCUAGUGUUUGUAUGCUGCUGUUCUCUUCUGAUCACCACUCCAUGUAAGAUUGCACUUUUGCCCUUCUGUUAGUGUAAAGCUCACAGAACACACCAAAACUCCAUAACUCUUUCUCUCUCUUAAAUCUUGGCUUGGCUGCUUCUGGCAGCAAGAAGUGGAGGAGGAGCUACUCCUACUACUAGUGCUAAGUGCUUAAUCUCUUUUGUUUUUUCUUUCUUUACCUUUUCCAUCACUUUGAUUGCUCCUUCUGUGUUUUUCUUCCUAUGCCAUGAUUAUCAACUCAGUUCCAUAAUUUUCAAUGUAUGCCAUUUCUUCACUGUGGCAUGAAGAAUCUGAAUUGGGGAAAAGAAAAAGUAAGAAAAGGCCCACUUCCACCAUAAUUCUUUUCCAUUGUUUAAUUCAAGAGUGUUCUUUAAAUUUUUUUUCUCUUUUCUUUUAAUACCCAUAAAUCUUGCAUUGUAUAUUACAACUUUCUUCUCUCCUUGCUUCUGCACUUUUAGUGGUGAAUGUCUUUACCACCCACUUGUUAGAUACUCAACUUUCAGCCAAUACCAUCAAAGAAUCCACCACCAAUAACUCUCUUUUUCUUUUUCUUUUUUUUUUUUUUCUUGAAUCUGUGUCUCUCUUCCAUGAAAGAAGCUCAAAUGAGCAUACCCCACUUGUUCAUUUGCCCAAUUAGCCUAGAUUUGUUCAAAGAUCCAGUGACUCUAUGUACAGGCCAAACUUAUGAUAGAUCAGCCAUUGAAAAAUGGCUUGCUGCUGGUAAUCUCACAUGCCCUGUCACAAUGCAGAAGCUUCAUGAUCUGUCCAUGGUUCCUAAUCACACUCUUCGUCAUUUGAUUGAUGAGUGGCUCCAAAUGGGUCCUCAAUUCGAUCCUGAUUACUCGACAACCGUUGAUUGUUUAUCUACACUUAAGCACAAUCUUGCAUCUCAAGAGGCUACCUUGGAGAUGAAGCUUCAAGCACUUGAAAGAAUCGAAGCUCUAUCAGAAGAAUCAAAUCCCAGAAACUCUUAUUUGCUGCAAUUUGGCUUCUUGCCUCUGUUAUUGGAACUAAUUUUUGAACAAGUAGAAUCCAAACUUUCCCAACAAAGCAUCGAAUUUGCAGAGAAAGCACUUUCUUGUGUUUUAAAAUUGCUGUGUUGGGGUGAAUACAAGUCCCUAAACAUGCUAAAAAAUCAAACCAAGUUGAAAUCCUUCAAUAUUUUGCUUGAGCAAGGAACUAGCAGCAUCAAGGUGAGUUUGUGUCAUCUUGUAGAAGCAAUAUCAUCAUCUCUGGAAACAAUAGAGCUGUAUUCCAUGCUUGGCGAAAACCGGCAACUCCUCCAAGGGCUAGUUCUUCUUGUUCAACAGGCUUGCAGGGCAUCUGAGGCUGGAGUCAAAGCCAUAUCUGCAUUAUGCUCCUUGGAAUCAAACAGAGAGAAAUUGGUUGAAGAAGGUGUUAUAGAUGGACUUUUAACAUACAUUUCAAAUGCAGAAAGACAUGAAAGAAACAUGGCACCAAAAGCAACAGCAACAAUUGAGCUUCUUCUAGGACUAGAGGGAGCAAAAGAGGCUGUGAUAAAUAAUCCCAAUGGUGUUACUGCUCUAGUUAAGAUGGUUUUCAGGGUAUCGGAUCAUGAAGGAAGUGAAAGUGCAGUGAGAUCCCUGAUGGUAAUAUGUAGUGAUUCUCUACAGGCAAGAGAAGAAGCAAUAUGUGCAGGAGUUUUGACACAGUUGCUGCUGCUAUUGCAGAGCCAGUGCAGUGGUAGGACCAAAAUAAAAGCAAGAAUGUUGCUUAAGCUGCUUAGGUCUAAGUGAAAUGAGCAGCCAAAACAUUUUUAAACAAAUGUUAUUGGGCGUUUGAUGCUUUUGUGGGUUCCUGUUUUCUUUAUGGUCUGUUGGGUUUUUUCGUAUGAAUGCUAAUCUGUGUAAAGA